AUGUUGGUGCUGCUGGCUGGUAUCUUUGUGGUUCACAUCGCCACUGUCAUCAUGCUCUUUGUUGCCACCAUUUCCAAUGUUUGGAUGGUGGGCUCUUCCAGCUUUGGAACGGCCUCAUCGGGACUUUGGCUAUUUUGCAACAACACCUGCGUGGACCUGUUAGUCAGGAGUGAUGAUGAGGCUUCCCUUAAAGCCGUGCAAGCCUUUAUGAUCCUCUCGAUCAUCUUCUCCGUCAUUGCGCUUGUCAUGUUCAUUGUCCAGCUGUUCACUCUGGAGAAAGGCAAACGUUUCUACAUCACUGGAGUCAUCAUGCUGGUUUGCUGGAUGUGCAUUCUGAUUGGAGCCUCCAUUUACACAGCUCGUUUCACAGGCAAGAUACCCAUGUCCACAACUACUCACCAUGGCUACUGCUUCAUAUUGGCCUGGAUCUGCUUUUGCUUCAGUUUCAUCAUUGGCAUCCUCUACCUUGUUCUUAGGAAAAAAUAA
Molecule: messenger RNA, 486 nt
Organism: Chaetura pelagica (chimney swift)
Lineage: Eukaryota; Metazoa; Chordata; Aves; Apodiformes; Apodidae
Gene: EMP1
Product: epithelial membrane protein 1
Exons: 4
Coding region: 1-486 (161 amino acids)
Cellular component (GO): plasma membrane
Source: RefSeq, a predicted model, not a curated record